CGAACCGUUUUCAUUCAUUUUAUCAAACCAUAAAAGCUCAAAGAAACCACAUAACAAAGGCCAAGAGAGGUUGAAGAAUCAGAAGCCACGAGCAGAGAAAGCUAGAGAAGCUAGCAAGAAUAUCUAGCAAAGGUAAAGAAAUUAAACCAUGGCAGAUGAGUUUAACACAAGUGGCAACUGGUGGGAUUCAUCCAGAAGCAGGUUCGAAAGCGGCACAUCUUCAUCGUCUUUGGGACUCAAUAAUUCGGGGAGCUUUGAAUGGCCAACUGACAUGGCGGACAUCAAAGCAAGAACUACCAUGGAUUCCUUGUCGGUGUCCGUUACUUCAAUCGUUUUACAGGAGACCCAGAAGCUGCAAGCCCAUGACUCAGCUGGCGCCGGCGAUCCCAGCUUGCAUAUGAUGGGUUUAGGCCUUUCAACACAAGCCAUGGAUUGGAACCAAGCUUUACUUCGUGGUGAAAAGGCUGACGGCAGUUUUCGUUCGAUGCUUCAAGAAAACUUGAACUCGGGCAUGCAAGAAACUGGGAUCGGAUCCUCUCAAGUUCAAUGGAGGGAGAAAUUGUUUUCUGGUGGGAUGGGCGGCGGCGGCGAGUCCGCUCCAAAUGAGUUUAAGCAUCAACUUAAUCGUGGUUUCUCAUUAGAUCAACCGCCGUUUAGUCCUCAAUAUAGCUCCGGGGAUAGCACGGUGACAUGUCAGGGCAUGGCGUCUAGUUUUCCGAUGGAUUCAGCUCUGUACGGAAGCCCUUCAACUAUAUUACAAGGACUAUUGGGACCGGAUAGUCAGCCUCAUCAACAGCCAAUGAAUUUUCCAUAUCCGGCCAGCUAUGGCGUGAAUUCUAGUGAAUUGUUGCCUUCUUGGUCGAAGGUUCCUCAGUUCUUGAGAACUUCCCCUCCAAAACAGCAACCCCAGAGCCAUUUGCAUUUCUCCAACAACGCAGCGUUUUGGAACGCGUCUGAUCAAGCGGCCGCCAUGAAAGAUGUUCGGUCGAGCUUUUUCCCAUCACUGCAACAGCAGUAUACCAACCCAAGCUAUGAUGAAAAACCAAAGAAUAUAUCCGAAGCUCGGGACUCAUCAACCACAGUGGUGAAGAAAAGUGGUAGCGAAGCUACAUCUAAAAGGCCGCGGAGUACUGAACCGCCAUCGUCUUUACCAGCUUUUAAGGUGAGGAAAGAGAAGAUGGGGGACAGAAUCACUGCACUCCAACAAUUGGUAUCGCCUUUCGGAAAGACUGAUACAGCCUCAGUGCUUUCUGAAGCCAUCGAAUACAUCAAGUUCCUCCAUGAACAACUUAGUCUCUUAAGCACGCCAUACAUGAAAAGUGGAGCUCCCACACAACACCAGCAGACUUCUGAGAAGUCCAAGGAUCCCGAAGGACCGAAACAAGAUCUUAGAAGCCGAGGAUUAUGUUUGGUACCUGUUUCGAGCACAUUUCCUGUCACUCAUGAGACCACAGUUGAUUUCUGGACGCCAACAUUCGGAGGAACUUUCAGAUAAAGGAAAGAGAAAAUGGUCAAAACUGAAACCAUUGUCCGUACCUAAUAUAUGUCUUAUCAAACCCUUGCCAAGUUGGGAGUGAUAGGAUGGAAGAAGAAAAGCAGAAGACACAGAAGCCCACACGAUUGUACUAGUUUGGGUUGGAAAAAGAAAUUCGAUAUAUAUAAAAUGGUGGAAGAGAAAGAAAAGGAAAUGACCCUGCAAAAAGGACAAGCCAUUGUUGGGGCAGCUACAGGCAAAAUGAUGCAGGUUUGGCCAAUAUUGGGACCAUUGGAAACAUAUUAAUUGUUGUAAUAAUUGAAGAAUUAUGAUUAGAGGUGUUUUAGAAAUGAGAUGAACAGCUGCUGAAUUUAGGGGAAGUUUCAAACUAAUUUGUAGAGAAAAAAAAAAAAUAAAAAAUUUGUUGUUAGUAAAGGAAUUAAGGAUCGAUAGAUGGAGGAGCUUUUGUACUUAAUAGAGCUGGCACUAGCUUUAGUUUAAGAGAAAGGAAGGAGAAAAAUUUGAAGGAAUAAUUGAAUUAUAGAAUAGGAGUGAGUGUGGGGAUGUCAUUUGAUUAGAAAUCUCACUUUUGAGUUGUUUAUGUAUUUGGAAUAUGUUAGUGGAAGUCAGAGGCUGGCCCACAGCUUCUCUCUUUUAGAUUUUUACGUAAUUUUUAAUUUAGAAAUGUAUAUUAUAAAAGUUAAUAGGAAAAUAUUGUAUGUCCA
Molecule: messenger RNA, 2199 nt
Organism: Alnus glutinosa
Lineage: Eukaryota; Viridiplantae; Streptophyta; Magnoliopsida; Fagales; Betulaceae
Product: transcription factor bHLH123
Exons: 7
Coding region: 149-1495 (448 amino acids)
Biological process (GO): regulation of transcription by RNA polymerase II
Cellular component (GO): nucleus
Molecular function (GO): DNA-binding transcription factor activity, RNA polymerase II-specific; RNA polymerase II cis-regulatory region sequence-specific DNA binding; protein dimerization activity
Source: RefSeq, a predicted model, not a curated record